AUGGUUCGAGUGGAUGAUUAUCUUCCGAUGAUGUUUGAUAAACACCCAAAUAAGAAGGAGUGGCAAAGUAUGGGAUGUGUCCAAUCGAAAAUUCCGGAUAUCAAAGGAGAAGGAUACCAUUUGAGAGUGAAGAAGACGGUGGCAGUUGGAGGAUCAGCAAAGAUCAUGGAAGUGGAUCCAGGAGGGGGAAAAGAGACAAUGAUAGUGAAGAAAAUGGUGGCGUUUUCGAAACGAGAAAAAGAACGAAUUCUUCAAGAGAUUGACCUGUACAAAAAGCUAGAAAGCAACAAAUUUGUGAUAGAUCUGGAAGCUCAUAUUGUUGAGGAUAUCAACCACUACUUGCUCUUCAAACGAUAUUCGAUUAACUUUUUGGAUUAUUUGGAGACACUAAAAACUAGAACCACAGUGGAUGAGUUGAAGCAUUUGAAAUAUUUCUCUGGAAUUGUUUUGGCAAUUGAAGAGCUACACAGUUUUGAGUAUGCUCAUUUGGAUAUCAAGCCUGCCAAUAUUCUGAAGUCUGGAGAUGAAAUUAGGAUGAUUGAUUUUGGUUCAGCAACCAAAAUGCCAAUUGAAAUUAAAACAUCAGCUGAUCAUCAUAAACACAAAGAGGAUGCAGAGGAGCUGUGUAGUAUUAUGUACCGAGCUCCAGAACUUUUCAAUUGUGAAAUUGGGGCAACAUUGACUACAAAAGUGGAUGCUUGGGCUUUGGGAGUUUGUCUGUAUGAGUUCAUGUUUCUAGAAAACCCAUUCAAUAAAAUCUACGAGCAAGGAGGAAGUAUUGCGUUAGCGACACAGAGUCCGCACAUGAUAAAAUGGAUAGAAGAAAGAUCUGUGAGCCAGAAAACAAUCAAUCUCAUCAAAUCGAUUCUCAUUGUGGAUCCAGAGCAACGACCAACGAUAACAGAAAUUCGAGAAAAGGUGGAGAAUUUGUUGGAGAACUGGAACAAGCCAGAGAAUUCUGGAGACGUUCUGGAAGUUUCUGAACCAGUGGUGCCUGAAAGAGAAAUAACAGAUGAGGAGUUUGAUCUGGCCAUGCGACAAGCUUAA
Molecule: messenger RNA, 1047 nt
Organism: Caenorhabditis briggsae
Lineage: Eukaryota; Metazoa; Nematoda; Chromadorea; Rhabditida; Rhabditidae
Exons: 6
Coding region: 1-1047 (348 amino acids)
Biological process (GO): protein phosphorylation
Cellular component (GO): Golgi apparatus; cytoplasm
Molecular function (GO): protein serine/threonine kinase activity; ATP binding
Source: RefSeq, a predicted model, not a curated record